This is a messenger RNA of Varanus komodoensis (Komodo dragon), 2698 nucleotides long. RefSeq names its product leucine rich repeat containing 49 (gene LRRC49). Bases 6 to 2255 code for a protein of 749 amino acids. The record is from RefSeq and is a predicted model, not a curated record. Lineage: Eukaryota; Metazoa; Chordata; Lepidosauria; Squamata; Varanidae. The transcript is spliced from 17 exons. Gene Ontology annotation, molecular function: protein binding.
UUGCCAUGGUGCCCAGCAAAUGCCGGCCUGCUGCGGGGGCCCGGCCGGGCCACGCCGUUUCGGCAAACAAUUAUGGGCUUCAGUUGGUUCUCCAAAGCACAUCGGCAGCAGAAAGAACCAAACCUCUGGAGCUUAGAUUACACAAAGACCAACCCUAUCUUCACAACAAGUUCUUGCAGCAUGAACUGGAAAAGAACUAUUCAGGAAAACUAGAUGGCAGAUUAAGCCCUUUAUCACGCAACAAAAAGUUGUAUGUCCCCGUAUCAACAAAUUUUGCAGAUAUUCCUGGACUGGAGAUGAAAUACAGUGCAGGAUCCCUGGCAGCAUUUGGCGAUUGCUCUUUUCCUACUCCAUCAAAAUACAGGCUUCAGCAGGGCUGUCAUAAUGCCAGUGGAAAUGUUCCAGAAAAUAUCACUUAUGGGAACACAGCCUUUCCCCUGGUGCAUCGAACAGCCGAAGAAAAAACGCAGCACUCUGACAGGUUGACCCUUGAAAGACAAAAACUGACGGUUUGCCCAAUCAUUGAUGGAGAAGAGCACCUCCGUUUGCUGAACUUCCAGCACAACUGCAUAACUCGCAUCCAGAAUAUCUCUAAUUUGCAGCAUCUCAUUUUCUUAGAUUUGUAUGAUAAUCAGAUAGAGGAGAUCAGUGGACUGUCUACUCUGCGGUCGCUUCGUGUCCUUUUACUGGGAAAUAACAGGAUAAAGAGAAUAUCAGACCUGGAUAACCUUGUAAGCCUUGACGUCUUAGAUCUCCAUGGGAAUCAGAUUGCUGUCCUAGAAAAUCUAAACCAUUUAAGUGACCUCAGAGUGCUGAAUCUCGCCCGGAAUUGUUUAACAUAUAUCGAAAACCUCAAUGGACUGGAUUCAUUGACAGAACUUAAUCUUCGAUAUAAUCAGAUCAGAUUUGUGAAAGAUGUGGACACUUUGCCCUGCCUCCAGCGUCUGUUCCUCAGCUUUAACAAUAUAUAUCGAUUCGAUGACAUCGUGUGCCUUGCUGAUUCUGCAUCCAUUUCAGAAAUCACCCUAGAUGGCAACCCCAUAGCGCAAGAGACAUGGUACAAGCCUACCGUUCUCCACCAUAUGAUGCAGCUCCGACAGCUAGAUAUGAAGAAAAUCACCGAAGAAGAGAGGCGCAUAGCAUCGGUCGCGCUACGGAAAGAGGAAGAGAGGAGGCGGGAGAGCCACAAGCAGACGCUGUUGAAGGAGAAGAAACGCUUAACCAUUAGCAAUAUUGCCCGCCAGUGGGAGAACCAGCAGAACCGUUUUGGCCUGCUGCCUUCUAGCCAAGAGAACAACAAGGAGAAUGAAUCCUGCCAGAACAACAGAAGUGCCGCUUACUUGUUUCCGGAGGAAACCAGGUCUCUCGAUUCACUUUUGAGCAAAGCCACCCAAGGGCUGUCUGUCCUGGACUCACACCUGGUCGAAAUAGAUGGUGACACUCUGUAUCUGUACGGUGCCGGAGCGCUGGAAUCCCUGGAUCGGAACUGGAGCAUUCACACAGCUGGAAGCGUCGCCACGAUCGCCUUCAUUUUCAUAGACUUCGAUGAAAUCGUCCCCGUGCUGCCGAAGCUGAAGAUCAAGUUUCCCAAUUCUCUGCACCUGAAGUUCAAGGAGACCAGCCUCGUCACGCUGCAGCAGUUCAACGCCUUAGCCCACCUUCGCCGCCUUGAGCAGCUAACCGUCGAGGCGCAGGGCAAUCCCGUCGUCACCUUCACCCUGUGGAAGUAUUACGUGCUCUUUCGACUGAGCCAUUUCAGUCUGCAGAAAAUAAAUGGAAUAGAGGUGACCCAGAAUGACAUGGUCAUGGCAGAAAGACUGUUCGGCGUCCUGGCUUGUGUCGCAUCAUCCGACAUGCCCUACUGCCGCUUGCUCGCCUUGCUCGGGGACUGCAGGAAGAAACAACUGUGUUAUCUUUUGGAAGCAAAGGGGAAGAAAUUUGGGAGUACAAGCGAAGAUGACAACGACCGUCGAAAGCUUGGAGGAGAAAAUGCCAGUCGGUCAACGUUGAAUUACACCACAAGAGACUCUCAGACAGAAAAGCUGGAGGAAAUGAAGGACAGGAAGAACUUCUGCCAAAGCUACAUCCAAGGAUUGGUGAAGGAAGCAACGGACAUCAAUCUGAAAAACGAAUCCUUGCAGAAACUCUGGCCUCAAAUGUUCAUUGAACUUGUCAAGGAUGCCGUGAUCGAGAUACGCAACAAGGAUUCCUACAUGAAACUCUGCUUGCAGCGGAUCGCUGAUCAGAAAUCCUAAAGUCACAGCUUCCCGUGUAUUUUGGUAUCAUGCGGUGCGGUUUUUCACGAAGGUCUAAAAUGGUGCAUACAGUUGCUAGCACCCUUGGACAUCUUUUAAAAAAUAUAGGAAUAUUGCUUUGAAGGAACUUCACUUUCCCACAAGUUUCAGAUGAGCUGUCUUUAUUCUCGCUCAGAUAACACACCAGGGUCUGGGCACACUGGCUUAACACCGCAUUAGGCAGAUAAAUUGGCACCUGUGUUGUGGUCACUGAAUCCUGUUUUUUGUCAAUGGCACUGUUGUUCUUUUCUCACUGGAGCACUAACCCUCCUCUCUCCUCUCUUUUCGAUGCUCACCUUUUAAAUAGUUUUCUUGAUUCUCUAGCGAUGGGAAGAAAGUCACCUUCUGAAAGAGUGGAUGUUGAGGGCUGGAAGCUAAUAAAUGAUUCCGUUUAUAAAUCCCAA